Leptonychotes weddellii (Weddell seal) is the source of this 3516-nucleotide messenger RNA. The record is from RefSeq and is a predicted model, not a curated record. Lineage: Eukaryota; Metazoa; Chordata; Mammalia; Carnivora; Phocidae.
CGUACAUGGUGUUGGAUAGCACGCAGCUUCCACACAAUGUGCCUCCUCUUUGGAUAUGUGGUCUCUCGAAGGGGUUUUUAUCACUCCGCCAGAGUAUAAGCAUUUACUUCCAUGUUAUUCACUAGAUGUCAUUAACUUCUUUAAAUAUGCUUCUUCACUCUUUCAGAGUUACUGGAGAAUGUAACCCUAAUACAUAAACCAGUGUCAUUGCAACCCCGUGGGCUGAUCAAUAAAGGAAACUGGUGCUACAUUAACGCUACACUGCAAGCACUGGUUGCUUGCCCUCCGAUGUAUCACCUGAUGAAGUUCAUUCCUCUCUAUUCAAAAGUGCAAAGGCCUUGUACGUCGACACCCAUGAUAGAUAGCUUUGUUCGGCUAAUGAAUGAGUUUACUAAUAUGCCAGUACCUCCAAAACCCAGACAAGCUCUUGGGGAUAAAAUCGUGAGAGAUAUCCGCCCUGGAGCUGCUUUCGAACCUACAUAUAUUUACAGACUUCUGACAGUCAUCAAGUCGAGCCUGUCUGAAAAGGGUCGACAAGAAGAUGCUGAGGAGUACUUAGGCUUCAUUCUAAAUGGACUUCAUGAGGAAAUGCUGAACCUAAAGAAACUCCUGUCACCAAAUAAUGAAAAACUCACCAUUUCCAAUGGACCCAAAAGCCACUUAGUGAAUGAAGACGAGCAGGAAGAACCAGGCGAAGGAAGUGAGGACGAAUGGGAGCAAGUGGGCCCCAGAAAUAAGACUUCAGUCACUCGCCAUGCGGAGUUUGUUCAGACCCCAAUCACUGGCAUUUUUGGUGGACACAUCAGGUCUGUGGUUUACCAGCAGAGUUCAAAGGAGUCGGCCACUUUGCAGCCAUUCUUCACCUUGCAGCUGGACAUCCAGUCUGACAGGAUCCGGACGGUCCAGGAUGCAUUGGAGAGCUUGGUCGCAAGAGAAUCUGUCCAGGGUUAUACCACAAAAACCAAACAAGAGGUAUACUAAUAGUUGAUGUUGAACGUUUGUGCUGAGGCACUCUGGCGUGGUGGAAAGAGUGCAGAAGUAAGAGCGAGGAGAAGUGCUUUUGCAUUCUGCCUCUUAACCCCGUUGCUUAACUGUUUUGGACUGAAAGUUUACACAUUUUUAGAACGAAAUGGUUGAAACAGAUGCUCCUUGCAACCUCCUUUACCUCUAAACCAUGUAACCCGAGGUAAUGAUCGUUGGGAUUAUUUAUCCUGAGGUACAUUUAAUCUUCUGGUAGUCUAAUCAUGAUAUGGAAAAAAUCAGUACUACCUCUAACAGAGGCCAAAUAGCUUCUUUACAUCCCUGAUGUCAUAGAGCUCAGUUUCCCGAGAUUAGUUAGGAGAGAAAAGGGAUUCCAAACAUAGCUAUUUUGCAUUUGAUGGUAGGUCUUCAGGGACAUCAACAAAUAGAAAGUAGCUGUUUUCAUGCCUGUUAGUCUUUCAUUUGAUCUGAAAAGGAUAAAAGUCUGAGUUAAAAGACUCAAACACUAAAAGGUGUUCAGCAGUCAAGGGAAGCAGAUAGUCUCAUGGGGUGUACUUGUCAGCCGAGUCAGGAGACGGGGAGAAUAUUCUGCUCUCGGAGAGGUUACUGGCUCCUGGGGUCCAGAUGUACCAGCUGACGCCUGUUUUCCACUCUGUGGUCAGGGGGGUCUUCUCUGCUGAGAUGGUGCUGGUGAAUGCAGAAAAACGUACUGGGAGGGCAGUGCAGGCUAGCUAGGGGCAGCGCUUGUGUGAACAGUCCCUCGUGUCCCUAGGGAGCUUGCUGUAAGGAGACUGUGUGGCAGCUGAAGGUGCACGAAGAUUGGUUGCUGCCAGCACCUUAUGGAGCUCAGUGGGCCUCCCGUGGCCGAGUGGCUCACACUGGGAGAGCAGAGCGGAGGAGGACAUGGAGACCCUUCGGUCCCUCUGGGGCCUCCUGCUUGGACUGAUCAAGCCAGCCUCUUGGGAGAUCCACACAUAGUUAUGCCUAAUCCUCCACCAUAUUUUCUGACUUGCUUCCCACGGGCGCUUUUGUUUAAAAAAUAAAAGUGGUAGGAGUGAGAGACAGAAUCUUGGCACUUGGCUUAAGUGAGUAAGCUGAGUCUGGCAGUGGAACUUAGAGAGAGUGGGUAUUUGUUUUCAGGGAGGUUGGUUCGUGUGGCUGAGUUGUGUACUUGGCUCAUUCUGUGGCAGCUGUGGCCCCAGAGGUGGUGUCGCUCUCCUGGCCCCCGUGCCUCUCUUCUCGCUUGCUCUCCUGUGGACUCCUGUGGUGGGGGGGUGGGCGGUGGGCGCUCCUCCCGCAGGCGGCUUUCUGCCUUUCCCGGGCUGCCAGGAAAGCCCCCUCACGUGGCGGUUUUCCUCUCACUCUUGCUGCAGUUAGCGGUGGACGUCGGGGAGGGUGCAGAUGAGAUAGAGGUGGAGAGCGUGAGGAAAAGGUGGCUUGUUCUAGAUGGCAGGUGGAGGAAGGAUGCAGGAAAGAAGAGGCAUUUCAGUGGACCCUUGAGGAAGAAAAUGGGCUGUCCCAGCUCCGUGAUGGUGGUGUGUUACCAGAUCAAGAGCAAGAACACUCAGAAAAGCAGAUGUUUGAGAAAGGAAGAUUUUGGACAGUUCGUAUGUGGUGGGGAUAUCUGGAAAGAGCAAGUAUCACAUUUUCUGGAAUGUGAUUUCUUUAAAUUUACUUUUUAAAAUACCCAGUUUAAUAUAUUUAUAUUUUAAGGUCAUAAGAUUUUUUGCUGUGGGAACACACGAUGAAGGUCCGUGGGAACCGUCUACAAGUUUUCUACACUUGCUGUGUAGAAAAGGUCUGGUUUUGUUGGGUGAAGAAUAGUGUGUGUCAGUUUGUCUGGAAACCCAAAACACAUGGAAGAAUUUCAGAUUAGCCACUUAAUGAGUUGCCUGAAAGCUUGAGGUCAGAAUCCUGGGUUGCCAACACUGAGAAGCAUCCCAGAGACACAUUCGUCCAACUCUCGAUUCACAAAUGGGGAAGCUGGAGUCCACUUGUCAGAAUCCUGGUUUUUAACUGUUGAGCUGUAGCCACACUUUUCCAUCAUUCACACGUUCUUGUUGGGUGUGGAGACACCAGGGUACAGACACAGGAUGGGAAUCUGGAGGCGUGUUGGGUGGUCCCACACCUGGGAUCAGAGUCUGGGUGGGAAGCCAGGUGCCCAUUAAGACACCUCCAGCCAGAGGGGUAUGUGGUUUUCUGAAGGCUUUCUUGGUUUUUUAUCUAUGCUGUUAUCUUUUGGAUUGUGACUCAAACAACUAUUUCUAUCAGAAGUAUUCUUCAUGUAAAUACAGGAAACAUCAAAGGGUUUAUAAGUACAAAGAACAGUAAAUAAAGGGAAUAAAUUGUUUGUGAGGAUGCGUUUUAAUGAAAAGCAGCAUUUGUUAGACCUGUGAAAGCAUAUAAGGAGCAUAUAAAUAAAACUGAAACUUGUAAAACUAAUGGUUAGAAGAGAUGGCUUUUGGGUUAUUUAGAACACUUAAGUUGAGGGGCACCUGGGUGGCUCAGUCGUUAAGCGUCUGCCUUCGGCUCAGG